AUGGCGUCGUCUCGAAUUGUGGGUCCUCACACAAUUUUCGUGUCCAAAGUGCCAUGGACGGUUUGUCGAGGUUAGUAAUGAUCACUUGUUGUUAAGGAAACUCUUACAAAAUAGCAUAUCAUUGGCAUCAGACAGAUAUGGCACCUUGUAGAUAUUACAUUCGGAACCCUAACCACGUGCAGCUAUAGUUUCAAUUUGUUAUUCCUAGGAUGUUAAUCGAAUCUUCAAAAUAAUUUCUAUUAACGCCAGAUUAUUUACAGCUUCUCACGAAACGAGAGGGAAACCCAAUCUGGCUUCUUUUAAUUUGAGUAUGAGCCAUGAUGGUUUCAGAAUUAGUUACAUAACGGAGGCAGAAUUAACGACAGUUAGUGUGGGUUGAAAACCGGCUUACACCGAGAAUUGACAAUCAGAUUUUGGGAGUAAAAUGCUUACUUUGUAUUAAUGAAUUUUUAAACAGAUACCCUGAGCGCGUACUUUCAGCAGUUUGGAAAAGUCAAAAGUUCGAAAAUUUCAUUUGUAAGUACUUAUUAAUUUUUGUGACCACAAGUUUCCCUAGCUCACUUCUCCAGAGAAGGGAAAGAUUAUUCAUGGAAAUGUAUGUCGUUAUUCAUGGAAGCGUCAUGCAUUGUGUUACGCGGUGUUAGGUUACAUGAGGAACUGGUGAUAAUAUGAACCAUUAUAAGGAAAUGAAACAAAAUGCUGACGAUGUACAACACUAACUAUUGGGAGAUAACUAUAUACAUAAUUAUAAUUCAUAUUAUGAACAUUUUACAGGUGAGAUUAAUAACAGUUACUCAUUCUAUGUGUGUUCAUUGUGGUUUCUGGUGAUCUCUGCUGUUUUGUGAGCAGCCUUGGACUCCAUUUUAUGACAGGAAUAACAUUGAUGGCAAAGUAAGCUCAAAUUGACAGAGAUCACCAGAAACCACAAGCAACACACAAGCAAUGAGCAAGUUUGAUCAAUUUAACGCGUAAAGUGUUCAUAUUUCAGAAUACGUAGUGUUGUAAAUUGACCAUAUUUUGUUCCCCAUAAUAAUCCUUAUAAGGGGUUCAAAUUCUCAAUGGUUUCUCACAUUACCUAACACUGUGUAACAUGUUGGGUGACGUUUUCAGAAAUAAAAACAAACAAGUCCAAGAAUUAAUCUUUCCCUUUUCUUGAGAUGUGAGCUUGGGAUGCCUGUGUUUUAACUCAUUCUUGUGUUCACUUUUGUUUAUACUUGCCAAUGCCAGUAUAGUUUACCUAUCUCCUUGAAUGAAGCAACAGGAGACACUAAAUAAUUAAAAAAAUUUUUGGUUUUCAAGAAAAUCUGUAAGUCCAUGCAGUGCAUUAAUUUGCAAUUUAAAAGGAUCUAGUAACCCUUUCAUUUCUAGGGGUGACCAGAGGGAAUUUCUCUUUACAAUAUCAAUACGAUAUCAAGCAGACAAGUGGAAAGAAUAAUGAAAAAAAUAAACUAGGUGAUCAUUUCUUUAUCAAACACCAAAUUCUUAGAACUAACAUUGUAAGAAAUGCAUGGCAGAUAGUAAAGAGAAUCAGUUUUAAGAUAUUAGGAGUGAAGAUGGUAAUAAAGUUGUGAUGGUGUAAGGUCAGUGGUCUUGAAUUUGUUAAAUCCAAUUUAAAUUCUGCUAAUGAUAUAAGAGAAGAAAAACUAUUUUACACUGUCUUAGAAUCUUCAAUUUCUUUUCUUGGAAAAUGUUACCAAGGCAAUUAUGAAAUGCUGCAUGUGACCCCUAAAUUUUUAUUCUGAAUUGCUUUGCCUUCUUAUUAAUCUGCUCAUGUAUUUUCAUUUGUAACAGCUAUUUUUCGGGGAGUUUCUCACCAUAAAGAUUUUAACAUGUGACAUUUCUUUCUUCAUCAGCUAUUGUAUGUUCAUUUAGUUGUCCACCUUUUUUCAUCCCACAACACUGACCAAGGGCUAGAAUUUCUGUUGGCAAAAUUUAAGUUACUAAUAGGUCACUUACCAUUUUGAACAGGACAAAUACACAGGCAGACAUAGAGGGUUUGGUUUUGUUGAAUUUGGAUCAUCUGAAGGGUUUAAGAAAGCACUUGCCACAGAAAAUCAUGUGAUUGAGGGAUCAAAG
Messenger RNA from Pocillopora meandrina, 2076 nucleotides. The record is from the annotation of a GenBank genome assembly. Lineage: Eukaryota; Metazoa; Cnidaria; Anthozoa; Scleractinia; Pocilloporidae.